Phytophthora nicotianae INRA-310 is the source of this 4304-nucleotide messenger RNA. RefSeq names its product Atypical/PI3K/PI4K protein kinase. The coding region runs from base 163 to 4170 and encodes 1335 amino acids. The transcript is spliced from 2 exons. Gene Ontology annotation, biological process: phosphatidylinositol phosphate biosynthetic process; phosphatidylinositol-mediated signaling. The record is from RefSeq and is a predicted model, not a curated record. Gene Ontology annotation, cellular component: membrane; cytoplasm. NCBI's taxonomy places the organism in Eukaryota, Oomycota, Peronosporomycetes, Peronosporales, Peronosporaceae. Gene Ontology annotation, molecular function: 1-phosphatidylinositol 4-kinase activity.
CAUCAGUGAAAGGCGCAGUGCCGCGUGCGCAAACGGUGCAGAUCCCUCUAAUCGUCCCGUCGCUCGCCCUAAGGUGCACCUGCGAUCAAAAACAGACCAGCACCUCGUACCCAUACAAAAUACCGCUCCCAGUGCGCAAUAUUCUCUUCACCGAAGCGAGCUAUGGAGGUGACGACGAUGCCCGAGGGCUCAACGCCCGUGGCGGCCGCAGCUCUCAAGCGCCUACAGAUAAACGAGGACAGCAGCGACGACAAUCGUAGCGAAGAUUGGGGCGCAGACGAGAGUGACUGGCGCACGUCAAGCUCGUCGGAGCCAGCGGCGCGUUUCUCGCUCAUCGCUUUGCCCUCCAAAGUGCGGGACUCGGUGUUCCGCAGAGACCGUAAGCCACAAAGGAAGACUAAAGACAGAUCCAGCACCGCGGACACCACAGUCACGUCGUCCGCGAACUCCACGCCGCGAGAUUCAGAGCUCAUUACGAAGACACAACAGGAACUGGAGAACGUGGAGAAAUUCCGCAUCUUCUGGGACGAGAAGCUCCGCAACACAAUGGACAGACUUGCAGGUACCAAAACUAAACAGACCGACGUCGAGGACGACGUUUUCCACUUGUUAUUGAAGCUCUACGCCCACCAGGACGUGGUGGCACAGCUGUACAGCAGCUACGAGGCCAACGCUGCAGAGUUCGAGUUCUACAUUCCACAGCUCUGCACCUUCCUGAUACAUGGUAAUUACGCCAAACAGCAUCAGCUGGAGUGUUUCUUGAUGUCCAGAAGUGGAGAUUCCUUGCCCUUUGCUCACAGAUUGACGUGGUUCUUGAGAUCGUUCUGCGACGACGCCAAAGAGUACCAGUCUGAGUACUUGAGCGUCACUGCGUCGCAGGAUCAGGAGAAUUCAGACUUACUUACAGCAAUCGGCAUGCGCGCUGGAGUACCAGCGUUGUUGAUGAACAGAGGCCUCUGUGUAGAGGAAGUGUCAGCAGCCAAGCCUCACAAUCUAGAGAAGAGAAGGUCGAUUAUCUUCCCGACAGACAACGAUCUGGACUCCUCGACUCUCGAGACAGACGAAACAUUCGCAGGACAUUUACUAAGUAAGAGGAACUCUAUCCAGGAUGAAGCGAGGGCAGAGGAAGGCAACUCGCAGCAGAUCUUGCUGUUUAAACAGACCCCCAAGUUUGUGGAGGCUCUUACAGACCUGGCAGAUCAGCUUAUCCCGACCCCACGGCCACAGAGGAACAGCGAGCUACGCAAAGGUCUAGCCGAGAUUGAAGAGCAGAUGCUCCCGUCCGAUGUUAUUUAUCUGCCAAUUGGGAACUCGUGUCACCGCGUGAAAGGCAUCCGGAUCGACGAGUGCUUCACGUUCUCCACUAAAGAACGAGUACCGUACUUCUUGUGUGUGGAAGUUCUGGACUAUUCAGUCCCUUCAGCAUCUAAGAAACAGCGAAAGAGAAGACGAUCCAAGACGAGUCGCAAUCAAUCUCGAGUCUUCUCGUUGAGACUGCCUUUCAAGAAGACGGACUCCGAUCUGAUGGUACCAGUUGAUGACUCGCCCAUGUCGAGCAGUACGUCGCCUGAGAGCGAACUGAGCUUUGUCCCGUCGCCGAGUGUUUCGUCUCCAUUGCCAGAGAUCGAAGAAGAGAAAAGUCUGGAAACCAUGCUUGAUGAACCGCUGGAUGGUGAGGAUGGGGAUGAUGAGAAGGAGGAGAGUAAGCGGAAAUCGAGGAAGAGCUUCCAGGAGGACGAAGGUCUUCAGAGAGCUGGAGAGGAACAACAGGAACGAUUGGGCCAGUGGAACACGUCGAGACCUCGUCGACGCAGCAUCAAAGAGUACUCUUCCAGCGCCUCGGCGCGCUCUGGUGGUCAGUUUGACAGCUUUUACUCGUCCUGGUUCUCCAAGAAGGCGCAACAAGAAGCGGAAGAUGAAUUCAGCGCCCCUCAUGCUAGCAGCAUGCAACCGACACAGACAAUCCGCAAUGAUGAAGAGGAUGCGGAAGCAAUGGAGCUUGCUCCUGUUGAGACUGACUGUACUGAUGACAACACAGCAUCGACUGAAUCGUCUGAAGGUGUCUUGAAUGACAUCGAAGUGGAACAGACUCAAGCCAGCGAUGUCAUUGAGGAUACCACUAAAGCAGAGGCGGAAACCUACGAUGCAGUGGCUACGGAGUCAGCUACUCCGGCCGCGAAUGGAGGCAUUUUUUUGUCGCUGUUCUCCAGAAAGCCAAAACUUGAGGUGGUUAACGUGACCUCAAACCAACACGAGAAUCAACCAGACGACGCUAAGGAGGAUGUACCGGCCGAGAGUAAACCUGCCGAGAUCGAAGCUCCAAAGACUGCUACGCCGGAAACUGCUUGUGUCGCGGCUGCUCCGGCUCAGAGUGCAGGCAUUUUCUCCGCGUUGUUUGCAAAGAAACCAACGGAUGUGUCAGUUCCUGCUUCGAUCCCAACUGAGACUUCUGUUGUAGAUAAGGAGCCGUCGAAGGAGGAGGCAACCGCAUCGAGUAGUGAAGAGUGCAACGAAGCAAAACCUAUUGUGGCUCCUGCUGCACCCGUUGGUAUCUUUGCCUCUAUCUUCGCUAAAAAGCCUGCUGAAGCGACUGCUGUGGCAGCUGAUAUCACUGUUGCAUCGAUAUCUUCGCUUGAGCCAAGUGAAGAGGAUGUUUCAGAUGAUCUCGACGCUGAAGAUGCGGAUGAAGAAGAGUCGGAGUCGAACGAGGCCCUUUCUUCCGAUAACGACCCUGCUGACCGAACCGAGGCGUCUGUGUCUUCGCUCGACCGCAGUGAAUCGGGUAUCUCGGAUAGUAUUGAGGCUGAAGAAGCGGACAGCGAGGAUACUGACUCGAACGGAGGCUUCUUUUCAGACGAGGAAUAUGCCCAUGAGCCCGAACCUUCUCCUAUGACGCUGCCCGCUGAAAAACCAGCUUCAUUUGUAUCAUGGUUUUCUCGUAAGCCUACAGCUGUCGUGGUCGAGCCAGCUCCUGAGAAGGAGGAAAACGCUACUGCAGUCACUGAUACCACUACAUCUUCGGAAAGUCCCCCAGAUAGUGAGACUGCUGAAGCUUCAGCACCUGUUGUUGACGACGAAAAAGACUCACAGGAUGACGCUCUUUUUCAACAAAGAAAACGCGAUCUAAGUGAGAGUCUCGACUUUGCUGAUCCGACAGCUUGGAAAAAGAAAUUCGACCUGGAAGAUGGUCUUACGGAAGAAGAACCGGAUCUGGAAAUGACUGACGUUGAUGCAGUGGAGGAAGAUGCGGACGAAGAGGAAAACGACGCAUCUGAAGAUGAGAAGCCCAUGAUUGUCUUCCGUGAGCGAUGGAGUGAGAAGGAAGCGCGCAUUCGUCACGAAUCUCCGUUCGGUGGCCACCCUGGAUGGCGCCUUCUCUCUGUCAUUGUAAAGAGCAACGACGACCUGCGUCAGGAGCAGUUCGCAGCCCAGUUAAUUGCCCAGUGUGACCGGAUCUUCCGGGAAUAUUCACUUCCUCUAUCUCUGCGACCGUACAACGUGAUCGCCACGUCAGCGAAGACUGGCCUUAUCGAGGCUGUACCUGACACUGUAUCGCUUGAUUCGCUCAAGCGCAACGACCCAGGAUACACCACUCUCCUGGACUUCUACACCCGACUGCACGGCGAACAGGGAACCACUGGCUUCACCCGAGCUCAACGGAACUUUGCGGAGAGUCUCGCAGCCUAUUCGAUCGUCUGCUACGUGUUCCAGAUCAAGGAUCGCCACAACGGCAACAUCUUGGUGGACACGGACGGCCAUGUAAUUCACAUCGACUUCGGCUUCUUGCUCACUAACAGCCCCGGCAGUAACUGGAACUUUGAGCGUGCACCGUUCAAACUCACAGACGAGUUCGUCGAGUUGAUGGGAGGUCCACGUAGCUCCACGUUCCGGUACUUCCGAUCGCUGUGUAUCCGCGCGUAUCUGGCCUUGCGUCGCAAUAUGGACCAGAUUGUGCUGCUUGUGGAGAUGAUGCUGGUGGGGAACGCCGACUUGCCAUGCUUUGCAGGUGGUAAGAAGGCGGUGAUCGAGGGUCUUCGUGCACGACUCAAACCUGGUGCACGUACCAGCACGUGCCAAGUAUUCGUCAACCAGCUGAUCGACCAAUCCAUCAACAAUUGGCGGACACGCUGGUAUGACAAGUACCAACGAGCUUGUCUCGGAAUCCUGUAAGGUGAACUGUAGCGUGGUUGACCUCCGUUUUUUGAUUUAGUAGCUAUUAGCGUAGGGUAGCGUAGUAAAGAGUUGAUUAUAAACGAGUAGCUUUCGGAGGCAUAAAAAAUAAUAUUCUGUUGUUUUUUUUCGGA